Rhizophagus irregularis DAOM 181602=DAOM 197198 is the source of this 280-nucleotide messenger RNA. NCBI's taxonomy places the organism in Eukaryota, Fungi, Glomeromycota, Glomeromycetes, Glomerales, Glomeraceae. The record is from RefSeq and is a predicted model, not a curated record.
AUAACCUGUAUUUUCUUCAAAAUAUACUUUGUUUUGGAUGAUGAAGCAACAUGAAACCGGUUUAAUUGCUUGGAAUGGAAUUCUCUUUGUUGCAUUUUGUUUCUUCAAUCCAUCUAAUUAAUUUUCUGUAUAUUUCUUAUAUUUAUCAAACGUAUUUUAUAUACUUUUUUAAUCGGAACCGACGGUUAAGUAUGAAGCUAUUUAUCAUAUACUGUUGCUAUUUGGUAGAAAAAAAAUCAAACCUUGAUAAAUAUAGAUAAGAUUUUAAAUUUGUAAAAUA